Molecule: messenger RNA, 1466 nt
Organism: Maniola jurtina (meadow brown)
Lineage: Eukaryota; Metazoa; Arthropoda; Insecta; Lepidoptera; Nymphalidae
Product: tRNA (cytosine(72)-C(5))-methyltransferase NSUN6
Exons: 7
Coding region: 141-1439 (432 amino acids)
Biological process (GO): RNA methylation
Molecular function (GO): RNA binding; methyltransferase activity
Source: RefSeq, a predicted model, not a curated record
ACUGCUUGAAAGCUUGAAACCCUGAAAACUUUGUUUUGUUUCCAAUUUCCAUGGAAAACCGGGAAAACCGUAAAAUGCAUAACAUUUUGCCUAUUUAAGUUCAACCUAAAUCGUUUGUAACGAGUUUCGUAAUCUAAGCGAUGGUAUUGAGUUCUUUACAGAGUUGGCUUUCUAAAGCGCCAAACUAUACAAUAUUCAGAGUAAAUAGGUUAUCAAAGUUUGAUCAGUUUGAUUGUACUAAUUUGCAAAAAUACUUAGAAGUUCAAAGCAAAACUCUUAAUAGUCCAGUAAUCCCGAAGAUAACUUUUGUAAAGCCUGACUGUUUUGUUAUCGAGUCAUGGCCUGCGGACACUGUUGUAGAGAGAAGUAGAAAUGAAGUUAUAGUGGAUACUAUGUGUGCAGCUGCAGUGUUGAGGGGUGCGCAUGUUUAUGCACCUGGAGUACUUGGGCUCUCCCCUAAUUGCCAACUGGAUGAGAAGAUUGACAUUUAUGCUGAUUUGGAUGCUCAAUGUAAGAGAGGUCUGAAAAUACAAUAUGAUGGAAAUAAACAGUAUGUUGGAACUGGGCAUUUAAAAAUGUUACGUCGUGAAUUGUUUGACAAUGGAAUACAAGCAAGUGGUAUAGCAAUACAUACACUGCUCCCUGCAUCAAGAUUGCCUGUGAUCAAUGAGACUGUAUGCCCCAAGGGACAAUUACUACUGCAGAAUUUUCCGUCAAUUGUGGCUGGAUGGGUUGUUGAUGCCAAACCAUUUGAGUAUAUUUUGGAUAUGUGUGCUGCUCCAGGAAACAAAACCACCCAUUUGGCUGAAAUGUCUGACAACAAAGCACAUAUUGUAAGUAUCGAUAAAAGUGAACAAAAAGUAGCUAAGAUAAAGCAAUCCUGUGAAACACAGGGUGUUUCUUGUGUCGAUGCAUAUGUUUAUGAUUCAAGAAAAUGCCAUUUAGAUGGUGCUGCUGAUAUGAAAUGUCCACCAUUUCCUUCUAAUACUUUUGAUAAAGUUCUUUUGGAUGCCCCCUGUAGUGGCUUAGGACAAAGACCACAACUAAGUGAUUGUAAAAUGUCUCUGAAAAUGUUACAAUCCUACAAAUUUGUUCAAAGACAAUUAUUUGAUGCGGCUGUGCAAGUAUUAAAAUUGGGUGGAAAAUUAGUUUACAGCACAUGUACUGUAACAGUAGAUGAGAAUGAAGGCAUGGUCGCAUGGGUGUUGGAGAAGUUCCCUUGUUUACAACUUAUACCAGCAGAGCCAUAUUAUGGAGGACCAGGUUUGCCGAACGUUGGUCUAUCAGAUGAACAAAGGGUAAUGGUGCAACGAUUUGGGCCAGAGGAAGAUCCAUUACGGAAAGUACAAAAUCUGUCUAAAAAUACCAUAGGUUUCUUUAUAGCUGCAUUUAUAAAAAUCAAUGAUCAUAAACCCAAUGUUCAGUCAAAAAAAAACUAGAUGUUAUAAAUACAUGUUAUUUUUUUA